AUGGCGCUUGGCGGUAAACGAGAAGCUGCUGGUUAUCAUUGCGUAUUUGUGUGGAAAAAAUUGCCGCAGAGUAUGAUUGAGCAGACGAAGCAAGCGCGAACGCCGUCCGUGACGCAUACUUUGUUCUCAGACUAUAUUGCGCCAUUUUUAUGUAAUAAGCUAACGCGUAUCAGCCUAAUUGGUAUCUAUGGCCUGUACAUUGCUGGAGCUUUUUAUGGAUGUUCAUUGCUGAGGCCAAAUCUAACUCCAACUCGACUGCUGGUUGACGAUUCACCGUUAACUCACUACCUGAAAUUAGCUGAGACAAAAAUUUGGUCGGAAGCAGUGGUUGGCAGAGUUUAUGUCAACAAUGCGCCCAAUUUUGCCUCCGACCCAAAGCAGAUCAACAUCAUGCUGAGACUCGCUGAGGAGCUGGAAAAUACUGCUUAUUCAGUCGGAGCAAAUUCCACACAGUUUUGGCUUCGUGAAUAUCUAAACUAUCGACAAUACUUCGAAAGUAGUGAUGAGGAAUUUUACGAUACGCUAGAAUCGUUCCUCAAAAUAUCGUUUAAUUCGCACUGGAACGCGUACCUACUGUGGAAAGCAGACCCGACAAAACCAAAGAAACGAUAUGUAAGCCGUUUCUUCUUCACUACAGCUUUCAAAAUCAAGGACUGGACCGUACGCACAACGCUGCUUCUACAGUGGCGCAAUAUAACUCGCCGCUAUGCCAGCUACGAAGCAUUGAUGCUUGAACUUCAGUCGACGACACUUUCGUCACUAGGUGCCGCAAUUCUGGCCAUGAUUACUGUCUGUAUCUUGUUCAUUGCUGACAGCGCCAUCGUUUUCUGGGUGGUUUUCUCGAUGGUUUCCAUGGAUAUCGGUAUUGCUGGCUAUCUAUCGCUUUGGGGAGCUGAUUUGGAUCCUACCACUGUCGUUAACAUUUUGAUGAGUCUUGGCUUAUGCAUUGAUUUCGCGACACAUGUUGGCUAUCGUAUAUAUCGGAGCAAGUGUCUGGAUCCGGACGAGCGUAUGCGUGAUGCACUUGGUGCAAUUGGUUGGCCGGUGGUUCAGGGUGGCACAUCGACAUUUCUGGCCAUUAUCGUGAUGAUGCUGGUGCCUUCACAUGUUGUACGGAUGUUUGCGCGAACAUCAGUUCUUGUUGUUCUUACGGGUCUAUUUCAUGGCGUUGUAUUGCUACCAGUUAUUAUCCGAUCUUUUGCUUCGUUUUCUUCAGACACAUGUCAGACGCGCCCUCCCUUGAAAUAA
Gongylonema pulchrum is the source of this 1248-nucleotide messenger RNA. NCBI's taxonomy places the organism in Eukaryota, Metazoa, Nematoda, Chromadorea, Rhabditida, Gongylonematidae. The record is from the annotation of a GenBank genome assembly.